GAACACCUUCUUUUUCCCUUUAUUAUUCUCCGGCCCAGAACAUCACAAGAAUAUUUUCGGUGAUCAAUUUCAACCUCAUCUGUAUGCGGUAGCGGGGCACUCUGCGCCUCCAACCAAUCAGAAGAGGCUGAUUCCGGGGAAAAGCGUCCUGGCUCUCUCCCUAUCCGCCACCAAAACAGAACUUGCAUUCACCAUCCAAAUUCCUCUCCUCACCCCCACAUCGCUAUAUUAUACAAAUUAACCCGCCAUUAUCGUCAAUCCAGCAAUCCCCUCUUGAGGCAACUACUUCUAUCAUAAAUCCUACUCUCACUAGCUUCUCAGGCAUGACAACACUCCGCUCCCUGGGACUUGUUUCGACCCGUCCCACCCGCACGCUCCUAGCAUUACCAAAACCGCAUACACUCCUUCUCCCCUCCACUUCGAUACCAACCGCUCACCACUUUUCCACCUCCCACAUCGCGAGACAUGCUACUCCUAGAGGGCCCCUACCAUCGGGGCUUCGUACCGAUCGCACACCAAAUUGGGACGAGGGGGAGUCCGCACUUGACAAAGCUGGUCGCAUAUUCCUCAUGACGGAGAUGGUGCGGGGGAUGUAUGUGGUUUUGGAACAGUACUUCAGAGCUCCGUAUGUCCCCCCCUUUUAUAACCUGAAGGGAGGGAAUAGGAAGAGGCUGAUAGGGAAAUAGGUAUACUAUCAUGUAUCCAUUCGAAAAGGCACGUUCGCGCCAUCUGCGUUACUUGGGGUAGGGCCGGAGUUGACGGCAGUCAAAUUAAUUUGUCUUAGGGACCUAUAUCCCCACGCUUCCGCGGCGAGCACGCAUUGCGGAGAUAUCCAUCUGGUGAGGAGCGCUGCAUUGCCUGUAAACUUUGCGAGGCUAUAUGCCCUGCCUUGGCGAUCACGAUUGAAGCGGAGGAGCGAGAGGAUGGGAGUAGGAGGACUACCAGAUACGAUAUUGAUAUGACAAAGUGUAUCUACUGUGGGUUCUGUCAAGGUAUGCUCUCGCCUGGGCGCCUAAAUGCUGCUGGUAGCGGCGACUAACACAUCUAGAAUCCUGUCCCGUGGAUGCUAUCGUUGAAUGUAUAUCUCAAACCCUUCCCGGUCCAUGAGGCGGCGACGCUGAUGAUACUUAGCCCCCAACGCGGAAUACGCUACCGAGACGCGAGAGGAACUACUCUACAAUAAAGAGAAGCUUCUCUCAAACGGAGACAAGUUCGUCCCCCUCCCUCUCACGCACCCCUUGAGCGUUAAUUCUGACAUGAUAAAAAGGUGGGAGCCCGAACUUGCAGCAGUUAUCAGGGCGGAUGCUCCGUACAGAUGACGACAUUUAGCCCGUCGCAAAGGCCUGUUUAUAAUAUAUUGUUGCUUGGGCAUGAGGGUUUUAGAUACUUGAAUAAUGGAAUGCGAAUUUCAUUCUUUCCUGC
This is a messenger RNA of Tuber aestivum (summer truffle), 1422 nucleotides long. The record is from the annotation of a GenBank genome assembly. Lineage: Eukaryota; Fungi; Ascomycota; Pezizomycetes; Pezizales; Tuberaceae.